This is a messenger RNA of Vombatus ursinus (common wombat), 2383 nucleotides long. RefSeq names its product small integral membrane protein 1-like. Bases 410 to 640 code for a protein of 76 amino acids. The transcript has 3 exons. The record is from RefSeq and is a predicted model, not a curated record. Lineage: Eukaryota; Metazoa; Chordata; Mammalia; Diprotodontia; Vombatidae.
UGCUGUUCUCAUUUCUUCUGCACAGAGCCAGAGGGACAGCCCCCACCUCCUCCCCCUUCCUCCUCCCACUCCUCCCUCUCCUCCUCCUCCGCCUCCUUUAAUCUCAGGCUUCCACCCCACGCAGAAAAACCCAGCAAGCUGGACUACUGGCCUUGUAAGACUCCCCACGGCAACUUCUGCGAAAGGCCAGAGAGAAACAGAAGGACCCUUCAUCCAAGACACAGCUUGGCCCAGAGCCGGGGGGGCUGGGGGACAGGUGGGAAGCUGCGGGUCAGAGCGAGGCACAGCACCUCUGCGCCCAAGACCGAGAAGAACACAAGGUUCCUUGGGAGGCUUCAUCUACCAAAGCAGCAGAGCCACAGACCUUGACGUGCCAUCCUAACUAAGGUCUCUCACUCCCACCUUGGAAAUGAUGGAAGCCCAGGAGAGCAGCGUCCAGUAUAACAGAUGGAGCAACAACCAGGACGAGGUCAGCAUGAAUAUGUCGACCUCGGGAGGCGUGGACUGUGAGCGGAUCUGCACCAAACUAUGCACUGGGAAGCUGGGCAUCGCCAUGAAGGUGGCAGGUGGAAUCGUUCUGUUCUGGGUCAUCUUCAUCAUUGGCUACGUCACCGGCUACUACAUCCACAAGUGCAAAUAGCACUUGUCUGAGCUUGCUGGAUACAUUUUUGAGGAGCCCUCCAACUACCCAGAGACCUCUUACUUCCUGGCUCAGACCACCAUGUCAGGCUGGCCCCUGGGGGCACAUGCACCUAUAGAUAUAGACACACAUACACAUAGGGACAGAUACGGACACAUACUGAAUCUCUUUUCAGAGAAAGAGAGAGACACAUACCUAGAGUGACAGACACACACAGGCACAUGCUGAAACAGACACUGGAUAGAAGGCAGCCAUACAUGAGACAGAUAGACACAGAACAUAAACACAAAUCUCUCUUCUCCCCUGUCCCAGGAUAGAACUCCAGAACACGCCAUCUACAUCCUAUCCUUCCCCUGCCACAUUCCAACAUCAGGGAGAGGUACCACACAGUUACUGAAGCCCAGGACUGCAUCUCCCACUCAUCUCCUCGUUUGUCACCCCUGUGUUCUUCCUCACUGACCAGAUGACCUUUUCUUUGGACCUGUGGCUGCCCUUGACAGCUAGAGGUCCAAGAAAGAUGAGGGAGACCAGGGCACAGUUUUACCUCUCAGAAACCUUUCUGCAGUGCUGGUUUAUGUUCAGAACUACAGUCAGAUCUAGUGUUCCUAUGCAGUAUCUACCCACCCUGCCCCAUCCUUCGUAAGAGCAAAACUUAGACAGGAGGGAAACCACACAGUCAGGGAAUGCUAUACAGGGAACUCAUCACCAAAGUGAGACUCAGAAUGAGAAUCAAGGCCACUUCUAGGGUUCAGUUUCUGCCCAUCCCUGUUCUAACCACAGGUGGUGGGGGUAAAAUCUACUUCGCAUUUGCUGUGACCUUUUCCCCCAUCCCUGCCCUGCCCCUAACCCCCAACUCCACUGCUUGAGAAACUAGACAUAGUGUGAACCUGGUUUCAACAUAAAUUUGUUGAAGAAGAGAAAGGCAGUGGCUGACUUAUCUCCAGCAAAAAAAAAAAAAAUUAAAGGGAGGCAGCAUCAUGUAUGAGAAAGAGGUACUUGGUUCAAAUCCUGACUCUCCUAUUUAUGUGUGAGCAUGGGAAUGUCGAGAAAGUCACUUAUCUCUGGGCCUCAGUUUCCUCAACUGUAAGAUGAGACUAUAUGGCUUUGAAGGUCCCUUCCAUCUCUAAAUACAUGCUUCUAUGGCAAUGAUUCAACAUGGAAUCCCAGCAAAGCCAAAAAUUUCCCAUGUCUCUGGGGGUCAGCAGGGAAAUUCAUAGCCUUACCUCCUAACCCCUGUUGUUGAAGAUCCUAGGUUCAUAGACCCCCAGCUGUGUCACUGGUCCCCUUAAGUGUGUAUAUGUGUGUUGAGGGGUAGGUCUCAGUCUUUCCGCUCUGGAGCCUUGUAAGAGGUAUCCCCUAUAAAGAUUCCUUUGCCCCCUCUCCUGGAUUUGCCCUCAAUUGCUGCAGUAAGUACCAGGGAAUUCUGUCCCCUGGCCUUCCCUGAAGGAAGAAAACCCCAGUGAAUCUGAAUUGGGGGCCUGCUAUUUCUGAUGGCCCCUAGUCACAGGUGCCAGCUACAAAGACUCUGGGAGCCCAAGAGAAAGCCCCCAUCCUGAUCCAUGAUCUUACCCAAGAGGCAGAGGCUGAGCCAUGGAGGACUGGGGUGUUCUGGGGGUUGAGUCCCAGCCUCCAUACCCCACGCCCUUCUUGUGCCUUUCCAGAGAGGCAGAAUAAUGGAAAAGAAGAAAAAAAAACGCCCUAGACUAGAAAGAUUCAAAUAAACAGCCACUUGUGUGACCUCAA